Galdieria sulphuraria is the source of this 2871-nucleotide messenger RNA. Its product is annotated as tRNA pseudouridine synthase A. Gene Ontology annotation, molecular function: pseudouridine synthase activity; RNA binding. Gene Ontology annotation, biological process: tRNA pseudouridine synthesis; mRNA pseudouridine synthesis. The transcript has a single exon. The record is from RefSeq and is a predicted model, not a curated record. Gene Ontology annotation, cellular component: nucleus. NCBI's taxonomy places the organism in Eukaryota, Rhodophyta, Bangiophyceae, Galdieriales, Galdieriaceae. Bases 17 to 2848 code for a protein of 943 amino acids.
UCAUUAUUAGGCCAAUAUGGGAUUAUUUUGGAGUCACCCACAAGUACUGCACAACGAUAGAGUACUAAAAAGAAACAGAGCCUUGUUUGAUACCACGGAAAAUAAAGUUCCUUUCAAAAAGUCCAAAGGAAUUGAGAAUGAAAGUUUGGUGACUACGACAACCAAGAAAGAUAACCUUCUCUUAGCUUCCGCAGAAGAGUCGGUUUCAGUGAAAACCUCCGUGUGCAAUUCCAAGACAGUCGCGCACAAUUCAAAUUCCAAGAAACGACACAAGUUUGCUAUCGUGAUUGGCUACUUGGGAGCAGCUUAUCAAGGAAUGCAGCGCAAUCCGGGUGCCGUUUCAAUUGAAGGAGAACUUGAGAAAGCGCUCGUUGCAACUGGUUUGAUUCCGAAUAACUUGGAAGGAAAUCUACGAAAGAUAGAGUGGUCGAGAGCAGCACGUACUGAUAAGGGUGUUUCGGCAGCCGGACAAGUGGUUUCAACAUAUUUACUUGUUGACAAAGACUUCGAACGAGAACAAGAUAUAUUGAAAAGGGUCAACGAUACUUUACCAACAGAUAUCCGUAUUCUUGGAGUUUAUAGCGUGUCUGGUGGCUUUCAUGCAAAGAACGCUUGUGACCGUCGAAGAUACUCAUAUAUGUUUCCUUCUUGGACACUUUGUCGUAGUAAACAAGAACAUGAAAAGAUGUUGAAAGAUUCGGAUUACAAAAAUAUAAUGAAGGCAAAGGUGGACGACUUGAACGAUCUUUUGAAGUACUUUAUUGGAACUCACCAUUUUCACAAUUUCACAGUUGGCCAAACUUCAAGCAAUGGUACAUGCCAACGUUAUAUUUUGGAAUUCUUUUGCUCUUUACCUUUUUUUAUCGGAGGUGAAUCUUUCCUGAAUGUGACUGUAGUAGGCCAGAGUUUUCUUCUUCAUCAAAUUCGCAAAAUGAUCGGUCUCGCUAUUGCCGUUUCGAAGGGAUGGAUUCCUAAGGAGGCUUUCAACGUUAGCCUAUCGAAGCAUCAUCGGUUAGAAACUCCUAUGGCGCCUAGCUUGGGACUAUUUUUGGAUGAAUGUUUAUUUGAGCGUUACAAUGAAAGAAUUCUGAAAAAUCACUCCGAUUCACCAGCAGUCGAAGAACUCGCCAGAAUUCGCCAAAGAGCAGAGCUGUUCAAACGACAAAUCAUUUAUGAAUAUAUUGCUUGCCAAGAGAGAGAACAUCAUGUCAUGGAACGUUGGAUGUUUCUGGUAAGCACGAAACAUCCUGUCGAUGUCUCUAGCAUUAUGACAAAGCAUGAAGAACUCAUGAACCAAGAAAUUAUUUUAGACAGAAAAAGAAAAGAGUAUAUGUUGGACCAUAUAAGCCCACUAUUUGAUUCUUCUGGAAUAUAUGGACAACAUGAAGUCACAUUGCCAUCCACUCUGGAUGAAAGAUUGAAUCGUUGCAUAGAGGCGUUGGCACCCAAGUCUAUAUCAUUCUAUUUUCGUGCUCCACUUGAAAGUAUUUGUAUCAUGGGAGAACUUACAAAGUCCUUAAAAGUUCCCUGUGUAUAUUUGACUAGCGGCAAAGAUAUUAUAUGGGGCAUAUCUGUGGAAGAAGGUAACUUUAGUAUUACAUUGUAUGACAGUCGUUCACCUUCAAAGCCUUGUUACACGAUGGAUCGAAAUGGUUCAUUGGAAGAAAGUUUUGUGUCUUAUGACUAUUUCUGUUUUGGAUGGAAAGUUGCGAACGAGUUUUUCCAAUGUGAGGAAAUACCUCAUAAGAAAAUUUCAAUUGUUUUUGAUUCUGUUCAUGAUAACAGAUGCAAAAUGGAGAUUGCAUAUUAUUGUAGUGCCUUUUUCAUUUUUAUGAAAGCGAUGAGACCCAAAAAGUCACUUUCUAAACAGGAAAUAGCAGAAAUUCUUAUUCAAGGAAUGAUUUCAAGGUCAUUAGAUAUUCCGUCAACGGAGAUUUACUCGUGUAUUUGUUCCAGAGCAAAUCAUCUACUUGUGAUUCGACCAAUUAUGGAAACUCAAAAGGUAGCCAUAGAACAUUUUUGUGUUCCUCAGUGGCUGUUUGAACAGAUGAAGUGGUUAGAAGAAUCUGCUGUACUCGAGGAGAACAAUCAUAGGCAAAUCAAAGCUCUAUGGGAGGAUUGGUUGCAAAAGGUUCAUAUCAUCGGUGCGUUAGAGUUGAAGAAAAGUGAUUUGAAUUGGAUUUCUCAAACUAAAGAUGAGAUUCCUACACAGGCACAUUCACCAGGAAUGUUACUGUGGAAGAAAAAAGGAUCCAAUCAUCGUGUGGAAUAUCCAGAGCGCAAUGAGGAACGCCAUUUCUUUUUAGAUUCAAUACAUGAGUGGAAAGCAAGUCCGCUUGAAAUUGCCAACAUUCUAAACAUUUCUUGGGAAAAUUUUUUUUCCUUAUUUGGAGAGAUAGAUAUGGAAGAACGCGUUGAGUGGAAAUUCUACUUGAACGAAUUUAUAAACCAAGUGAAUAGCAUAGAUAGCUUUCUGGUCAAUUGGAAGAACAUGGUAGAGAAAGACGACAUGAUUUUAAUGGAAAAAAUGAAACUUUUGGAACGCUGCUUAGAUAACUUGAGAGAUAGUCAAAAGUUGCUUCAACUUUGGUUCAGAAAGUUGUCCUUUUCCUGGUUUACUGCAACUGGUUGUGUUCAAUACUGUAUCCAGCCCAAUGCCAUUAUUGAAUGGAAGCCGUUGGCACUUGUACCAUCAGAUUGGACAGGAAACGACAAAGUUUGUGAGAAAGCCUCUCUACAUCCAAGCAGUGGAAUCUGCUUUUGGUAUCCUCAUUUUGUUAAGUUUGUUCGUUGGUCUAGUAACCGAAGGAAAGUUCGAAAAAGUGCUCGAAAAUAUCGUCUUCGAUAAUACACUCUAUGAUAAUGUCUAGG